AUGCGCACUUCGGCGGCGGGGCGCCAGAUAUCCCAUGGCCGACGGGACAACCGACGCCGGCGCCCCGGAUCGGACCGAGUCGGACGAAGGAACAGAGAGACAUUGAACACCUCGUCAUCGUCGGAGGAACUAGACGACUUCAAGCCUCGCGAUCUUGGUUAUUUCGACCCACGCGACGACCGCCCGUUCUCAGAAGUAUUAGACAAGCAGCGGGUUUACCACAACGUCUCGGCCUUCAUUAACGCUGCGAAGGUCACAAGCGCUAACUACACAAGGAGAUCCUUUGCUAAGCGUUUCUGGCAAUGUCUGCUAGGAGACGCGAUAGUCUGGUACAACAACGAACUAGAUGAGAAAACCCGCGCACGCCUCCGACGCAGUCGUCACCUCGACGAAUGGUAUACAUUGCUCUCGGAGAAAUUCGCAGUCAAUUACGGCGACGCGGUCAAGAAUUUCCAGAAGCUCAAAUAUACCUUGUGGGACGUAUACGAGAGGCACGAUUCCGCCGACUUCUUGCAAAAGGUCGCUUUAUUGGGGCAGGGACCUUCGCAGCGUUAA
Molecule: messenger RNA, 555 nt
Organism: Penicillium bovifimosum
Lineage: Eukaryota; Fungi; Ascomycota; Eurotiomycetes; Eurotiales; Aspergillaceae
Exons: 1
Coding region: 1-555 (184 amino acids)
Source: RefSeq, a predicted model, not a curated record